UUUGGGAAGAAGAUGGUCAGAGUUUGUGUUCUAUAAAUGAAACGUCCGAUAUGACGAUGAUGGAUGACAAUCGACAAAAGAAUUCUGAAGACUGUUAGAAAAAUGCUUCAUCUGCCUUAAAAGGGUUUAAAAAUGGCCAUAAGAGAACUGAAAGUUUGUCUUCUAGGGGAUACAGGCGUCGGGAAAUCCAGUAUUGUUUGCCGAUUCGUUCAAGAUCACUUUGACCACAACAUCAGUCCAACUAUAGGUGCAUCAUUUUUAACUAAAACUGUCCCUUCUGGGAAUGAACUUCACAAGUUUUUAAUCUGGGACACUGCCGGACAGGAACGGUUCCAUUCAUUGGCUCCCAUGUAUUAUAGGGGAUCUGCGGCUGCCGUCAUCGUUUAUGACAUCACCAAGCUCGACUCUUUCCAGACAUUAAAGAAGUGGGUAAAGGAGCUAAAAGAACACGGGCCAGAGGAUAUAGUCGUGGCUAUAGCAGGAAAUAAGAACGACCUGGGCGACAUCAGGGAAGUUCCAACUAAGGAGGCAAAAGAUUUUGCUGAGUCGAUUGCUGCCAUAUUCAUGGAGACUAGUGCCAGAAAUGCAAUUAACAUUGAGGAACUUUUCCAGAAAAUCAGUCGACAGAUUCCUCCUCUGGAGAGCGAAGACGCUGACAGCAACGAGUCCUUCAAACUGACGCGACAGCCCCCUCCCUCCACCAGACGCUGCUGUUAGAUUCCCGUCACCUCCCCGUCACAUCUGCAAGUCACUAUCAACACUUUAGAACCAGCCAGAUUAACAGCACUUGCAUGCAUGCAACAACAUUAAGUUGGGUCAAGCUUUUAAAAGGAUUCUCUAUACUGCAGAUCGAUUCAGAUUUGUCUUACAGAGCCCAAUUGUUUUCGGUACGCCCAGCAUAGUUAGGUAAAUGUUAACUAUCUUAAAAACAUUUGUGUAAAAAAAAAAUUUGGCGAAAUGCUUGUAAGAUCUGUAAAUCUAUAAUUAAGUGAGAAACAACGAUCAAUAUACUGUCAAGCAUACUGUUAAUAUAGUAACAUCUUCAGGCAAACACGAUUUAUUUUUGAGAGUUAAUUUUGUGCCACAUGAGAAUUUGUGUUAUAUUAACUUCAAACUAUUCAAACCCUUUUGCUAUUAAAAUGUUUCUCGUGUAAUAGGUAGCAUAAAAAUGGCUUCGUAUAGGCAUCAGAACUGGAUUUGGAUAUGGUCGCAUGACUGAUAGACAUGUACAUUGCUGCAACUCCAAUUCUGAAAAAGUUGGGAUUGUAUAAAAAAUGCUAAUAAAAACAUAAAAAGGAGAUU
Molecule: messenger RNA, 1302 nt
Organism: Xyrauchen texanus (razorback sucker)
Lineage: Eukaryota; Metazoa; Chordata; Actinopteri; Cypriniformes; Catostomidae
Product: ras-related protein Rab-31-like
Exons: 7
Coding region: 133-717 (194 amino acids)
Molecular function (GO): GTP binding; GTPase activity
Source: RefSeq, a predicted model, not a curated record